CUGUCCCUGUCUUUUUCUUGCUCUCCCUGAACUGUAGUGUAUUCUGACAUUCUCCACAUGGCACAGUAUGUGUUAGUCCAUAAUUGACAGUUUGGUAUGCUGUGGCCUGGAACAAACCAGAACCCAGAUAGACACUUUAGAACAUGAAAACCUUCAUUUGCAAACAGCACACCUGUGUUUGCAAGCUUAAAGAGGGCCCCAUACCAAUAAGAGAAAACAGGAAAUGAGUCCAUUGAUGUGUUUUAUCUCUGGGUGAAGACAAAUCCCAUGCAAACAUGAAUGAAUGGCUGAUGUGUCAUCUAAUGCCCCUCCAUCUUUCACAAAUUACUACUGUAUUGUGUACCAGGCGUGGCCAGAUAUAGUACAUUUCCUGUCAUUUCUCUCUCUCCCUCUCUCUCUCUCUCCUUUCUUUCUUUCUUGUUCUUUCUGUCUUCUGGCCCGAGGACAGCUGAAGGGAGCCUCCAGAUAGUUUACUUGCAUCCCUGACAUUCUGAGCAUUCCACCUUCUUUUUUACUCUUUCUAAAUGUCCUUCUCUCAACAUAACAACAGAGAGAGAGAGAGAACUAGGAGUGACACUCAGCAUUGGGGAAGUCAGUUAAUCUCUGUGUAUGUGAACGGCUCAGCCCUUCCCUCCAGGCUAUGCUCAAACCCUACAUCCCUGCCUAAGCUCUUUGUUCUGCCACCUCUGGUCUCUUGGCUAUUCUACCCCUCAGCUCCCCCUCAGCGUGGUCCAAGUUCUUCUCUGUCCUGGCACCCCAAUGUUGGACCUGCGCUUCCCCUUGAAUUGAUACGUGUUGGGAGUGAUGCACUGGCUUCCCCUGGUUGCCAUGGUGAUUGCCUCGGCCCUGCCCUUCCCUCACAGCCCUGUGGCCAGUACUGUUGCUGUGGUAACAGAGCCUGGCAGAAGCCUGGACAACCACACAGAGAACCUCGAUGACUCCAACGCCACACUUCCUGCAUCUCAGGCCCCCAUGGACUACAACUCCCACAAUAAUGCCUCACAUAAGGACUACAAUAUGACUAUUCCUGGCAAAGCAUACAAUACAGAACACCUCAGCACAACAGGUGUGGAUAAGAAAUUAAAUUACCCCUCUAAAAUUAAGGAAAGGGCCCAAGCUUUGAAAUGGAAGCAAAAACAACAACGGUAUCAGUCAAAAAGCAAUUUUCAUAGAGAAAACAUAAACAGUGUGGGACUAAACGUAGAUUCUAACACGGAAGUAGAAAGACUCAGGAGCACCAACGGCAGUGAGCGUCAGUACUACUCCUCCCAGGAUAAUUACGUACUAGAGGACUAUAAAUCAGAGAGCAGCAGAGCUGGAGAUGACAUUAGCCCUCGUCACUCUCCAGACACCAGGACUGAUAAAGAUGAUCUCAGACCUCCCAGGCUGUCAGAGAAAAGCCUGGGAGGUUUACAGGAAGAGGAGGAACUGCUGUUUUUAGAUGCCCAUCCGCGGGUCCUGUUCUCCCCCUCUAAUUCUCCUCCAAAGCACCCGCCCCUCCUCCUGAUGUUGGAGACGGGUAUGCUGCCCGAGGAAGGAGAGGAUGAGGAGGAUGAGGUGGCAGAUGCAGACGGACACACAGAGGGUCACGGGGACAGAGAGACGGAGAGGAGCGUGCCACAGAGCCGGGUAGACGCCCCCGGGGGUUCCCCCCACCCCGCCCCCAGGCUGAAGCGCUCGCACCUCUCUCACACCGAGAAGCCCGUGUGCGACGUGCAGAGUGACUGGGUGAUGGACAAGAAGAUGGCCAUCGACAGUUACGGCCGCACGGUGAGCAUCGUGCCCUUCAUCAAGACGGCCACGGGCCCCCUCAAGCAGUACUUCUACGAAACCACCUGCCGCAGGCCGGAGCAAAAGACGAACGGGGCGCUGCCGCAAGGGGCCGGGGCGUCCGCGGGGGAGGCGACAAAGGACUUGGGCGUGAACGGGAACAGUUGCCUGGGCGUGGACAAGAAGCAGUGGGUGAGCGAGUGUAAGGCCAAACACACCUACGUCCGAGCCCUGACAUCCGACGCCAACGGCCUGCAGGGCUGGAGGUGGAUCCGCAUCAACACGUCCUGCGUUUGUGUUCUACUGUCCCGAGUCAAAAGGCAUCACAGGGGAGGAUAGCGACGGGAGGCGCGGCGGACGUUAGCGAGCGUAAUGCUCGGGACAGUGGAUGCGCGCGUGCGCGCGUGCAUGUGUUAGGUGUGUGUUACUCCGGCCCUGGCUCUGUCAGCUCUAUGGCUGAGCCUUUCCUGAUGGACCACAGUGGCCGUCAGUCUGUGUUUCUUCCCUCCAUCCAGUCCUGUCCGCCUCUACCCAGGCCUCACUCGGAAUUACAGACCUCUCCAUUCAUCAGGCAUAGUGCAAGUGACUACACGAAAACAAGAAAACCUCAAUGAUAGAACCUAGGGAAAACUGUUAUAUGAAAUAGGGAUUUUGUAAAAGUACUGUUUGUUUCCCAAUAUUGUUUUUAUAUCACACGUUAUUGCUGAUUAAUACUGUAUGUAAGCAUGAAUGUUUGAUAUUAAUAUAUUUCUUUAUACAUGUACAAUAUGUGAACAGUUUGCUUUUAUCUAUGUAUGAAAGUAUAUUUCUAUGUAUAUUUAUAGAGAAAGGUACUUAUAGAUUUUGUUGUUACAUGACUUGAGCGAUGAUUCCCGCCUCCGGCUUCUCUGAACAGGAUAGAAAGGUGCCCCCUGGUGACAUUUUAUUCUAAGCCCUGACCAUAACCAGUUCUCCUGUGUGAAGCCAUCAAGAGAACAUUCUUAGCCCUGACCAUAACCAGUUCUCCUGUGUGAAGCCAUCAAGAGAACAUUCUUAGCCCUGACCAUAACCAGUUCUCCUGUGUGAAGCCAUCAAGAGAACAUUCUUAGCCCUGACCAUAACCAGUUCUCCUGUGUGAAGCCAUCAAGAGAACAUUCUUAGCCCUGACCAUAACCAGUUCUGCUGUGUGAAGCCGUCAAGAGAAACAUUCUUACGGAGUGCAUUAAUAGUGACGAGUACAAAACAAGAUCCGAGCUCAGUGGCGACUUCGUGACAUCCAUACUGUUGUCACGACAAUAACGCUUCUUCCACAGUGUAGCCAGUCAUUAUCAGAACAGCUGUGUGACAGGAAAGUAUCCAACCUCACAAAUGGUUCUCAAAUAGUCUCCCUGUUGAUCAUUAGAACUGAAGAAUUCCAAUCACCUCUGAUUGCAGUUUGAACUCUGCUCUCUAAUCACAAAGAAGCUAUUGUAAAGGCUUUGUGUUAUGCAGUAAAACAUAUUUAUACA
This is a messenger RNA of Esox lucius (northern pike), 3257 nucleotides long. RefSeq lists its product as uncharacterized. The coding region runs from base 805 to 2109 and encodes 434 amino acids. The transcript is spliced from 2 exons. Gene Ontology annotation, molecular function: nerve growth factor receptor binding; growth factor activity. NCBI's taxonomy places the organism in Eukaryota, Metazoa, Chordata, Actinopteri, Esociformes, Esocidae. Gene Ontology annotation, biological process: regulation of neuron differentiation; nerve development; nerve growth factor signaling pathway. The record is from RefSeq and is a predicted model, not a curated record.